GCGAGCCACCUACAAACUUACAUAGUCCAUGUGCAACAGCCUGAGAAUAUGGUUUUUUCCAGCUCCGAAGAUAGGGAGGAUUGGCAUAGAUCCUUCUUACCUGUUGCUACAGCGAGCUCUGGUUAUGACUCGCAGCGAAUGGUCUACUCAUAUCGCAACGUGAUCAGUGGAUUCACUGCGAGGUUGACCGAGGAGGAAGUAAAGGCCAUGGAAUCGAUGGAUGGGUUUGUGUCCGCUCGCCCUGAUCGGCUAUCCCAUCUCAUGACAACUCGUACCCCUGCCUUCUUAGGGUUGCACCAGAACAUGGGUUUCUGGAAAGACUCCAAUUUUGGCGAAGGCGUGAUAAUCGGGGUGGUGGACAGUGGGGUACUUCCAAGUCACCCUUCUUUUGGGGAUGGGGGCAUGCCUCCGCCACCUUCCACAUGGAAAGGCAGUUGCGAAUUUAACAAGACCGACUGUAACAAUAAGAUCAUCGGUGCAAGAUCUUUCAACAAGGGUAUUGUAGCCAGGAAAGGUGCAGUAAUGGCAGGAGCAGCAGUCUCGCCUCUUGAUGAUGAUGGGCAUGGGACUCACACAGCUAGCACUGCAGCAGGAACAUUUGUUCAGAAUGCAAAUGCGCUCGGGAAUGCUAAUGGAACUGCAGCUGGAAUAGCACCGUUAGCUCACCUGGCUAUUUACAGGGUAUGCUUUGGAGUGGAUUGCACCGACAGCGACAUUUUAGCUGGUAUAGAUAGCGCUGUAGAGGAUGGAGUCGACGUGAUUUCAAUCUCCCUCGUUGUUGAAAAUUCCACGUCUUUCUCAGAUGACGCUGUCGCCAUAGCCUCAUUUGGGGCGACAGAAAAGGGAAUUUUUGUUAGCUGCGCAGCAGCAAAUUCAGGGCCAUUUAACAGCACACUUGCGAACGACGCUCCAUGGAUCUUGACAGUCGGUGCAAGUACCAUGGAUAGAAGCAUCAUUGCAACAGUAAAGCUCGGAAAUGGAAAAGAAUACAACGGCCAAUCUCUCUUCCAACCCAAAGACUUCCGAUCCACUCAGUUGCCACUCGUAUAUCCUGGUGCCAACGGAAAUCCAGAUACAAUGACAUGUGAAGAUGGCUCCUUGAAUGGCACUGACGUCAAAGGAAAGAUCGUGUUGUGUAAUCGUGGUGGAAGUGCACGGACUGAUAAGGGUGUGGUCAUCAAAAAUGCUGGCGGAGCCGGCAUGAUUCUCCUGAACAGGCAGCAAGAUGGUUUUAAUACCGAAGCUGAUCCUCACGUACUUCCAGCAUCGCAUGUGAGCUUCACCAGCGGACUGAAUAUCAAAGCUUACGUGAAUUCAACAUACGCUCCAACUGCAGCAGUAGUUUUCAAGGGAACGGUUCUUGGAACAUCACCAGCUCCGGCAGUCGCUUCUUUCUCAUCAAGAGGACCAAGUAUCAUGAGCCCAGGCAUUUUAAAGCCGGAUAUCAUUGGUCCUGGGGUUAAUGUUCUCGCUGCAUGGCCCUUCCAAAUCGGACCAUCUGCUAGUGCAGAAUACACACCUUCUUUCAAUGUAAGAUCUGGCACUUCGAUGUCAGCCCCACACCUCAGUGGGGCUGCAGCGCUGAUCAAGAGCGCGCACCCCAACUGGUCGCCGGCCGCAAUCAAGUCAGCCAUCAUGACAACGGCUGACUUAGUUACCAAUGACGGGAGAUUGAUCGUCGACGAGAAUCUUAGACCCGCGGACCUCUUUGCGACCGGUGCAGGCCACAUGAACCCUUCAAAAGCCAGCAAUCCGGGUCUGAUCUAUGACCUUCAGCCCUACAAUUACAUCUCUUACCUCUGUGGUUUGGGGUACACGGAUACACAGGUCGGAGCAAUCGCUUGUCGUUCGAUUAGUUGCUCGAAUAUCACAAGCAUCGUUGAAGGGGAGCUGAACUACCCUUCGUUUUUGGUGAGGUUAGGCCCCACCCAGACAUUUCAUCGAACGGUUACUAACGUUGGGAAGGCGAAAUCCACGUACUCAGUUAAGAUUGUCAUGCCGCAAGGGGUCAACGUUGUCGUUGAGCCGGAUGCACUUUGCUUUUCUGAAGUCAACCAGGAGGAGACCUUUUCGGUGACUUUCAGUCGUACCAGCUGGGGUGGGCAAUCCCCGUUUAGUCAAGGGUUCCUGAAGUGGGUCUCUUCCGAGACAUCGGUAAGGAGUCCCAUCUCCAUAAUCUUCAUGUGA
Molecule: messenger RNA, 2187 nt
Organism: Magnolia sinica
Lineage: Eukaryota; Viridiplantae; Streptophyta; Magnoliopsida; Magnoliales; Magnoliaceae
Product: subtilisin-like protease 4
Exons: 1
Coding region: 49-2187 (712 amino acids)
Biological process (GO): proteolysis
Molecular function (GO): serine-type endopeptidase activity
Source: RefSeq, a predicted model, not a curated record